This is a messenger RNA of Myotis davidii, 1434 nucleotides long. RefSeq names its product developing brain homeobox 2 (gene DBX2). NCBI's taxonomy places the organism in Eukaryota, Metazoa, Chordata, Mammalia, Chiroptera, Vespertilionidae. Bases 1 to 639 code for a protein of 212 amino acids. The transcript has 3 exons. The record is from RefSeq and is a predicted model, not a curated record. Gene Ontology annotation, molecular function: DNA binding; DNA-binding transcription factor activity, RNA polymerase II-specific. Gene Ontology annotation, biological process: regulation of transcription by RNA polymerase II.
AUGAGUGGUAUCAAUGCUUUCUCUGCAGCGCCUUCCAAGCCUUUUUUCCUGACUGCCCCGCCAUUCUACUCAGCCUGCUGUGGUGGGUCCUGUCGGCGCCCCGCAUCCCCCACUGUUUUUCCAAAUGAGGACAGUGUGCUGCCUCUCCUGGCACAGGACUCGAACUCCAAAGCUCGGAGGGGCAUUUUAAGAAGAGCCGUCUUUUCUGAGGACCAGAGAAAGGCGCUGGAGAAAAUGUUUCAGAAGCAGAAAUAUAUCAGCAAAAUAGACCGGAAGAAACUUGCCAUCAACUUGGGACUAAAGGAAUCACAGGUGAAAAUUUGGUUUCAGAACAGAAGGAUGAAGUGGCGGAAUUCCAAAGAGAAGGAAGUGCUUUCCAACAGGUGUGCCCAAGAAGUGGGCCUUCAGGAGGACCCCCUCUCGUGCUCCGCUCUGGGCUUCCCUUCUCCGUGUCCUUCCCUCUGGGACAGCUCCCAACAGCACUCGAGUCCCAGGUGGAGGGAGAAUUUUCCUGAACCUCCAGAAAGACUAAUCCAGGAGAGUUCGGGGGCACAGCCCCCAGAAGCCAAUUCACUGCGAGGUGCCUUAUAUCUGGGUUCUGAAGAGGAAGCUGGAGACAAGGGCGUACUUACCGUCUGAAUGGAAGCGUUCCUCCACGUUAAUUUAAAAGAACACUUAACUCAUAAUGUUUGGACUCUAAAGCCAACUAGCUUGUGCCUCAUCAGUGCCUAAAACCUAACACCGUUGGAGUGAUGCAGGAACUAACGCUUUAGGAAGCUUUUUCCAGUGUUCUGUAUUUGGGUCUUAAGACUCAGACUUAAUUUGUAAGUGGAAUAGAAUCUCCCAGAAAGUAUGAUGGAAGUGAAAAAUGAGAGUGGUAGUUGGCUCAGUCCACAUACGUGUAUAUAUAUAUGAUGUAUCUCUAUGUGUAUAUGUAUAUAAAUAGUCAUUAAAAUACAUUAGUAGAAACACCAGUUCCUCUUUAAAUCCUGCAUUGAGCAAAUUUAUCUCCUUUUACAUGAAGAAAAACCAACCAUUGACCAAAUGUUAUUAAUUUUUAAAAAAUACUAUAAAAGUUGGAUUUUAGUCCAAAUUUGUAUAUCAUCAGAACAUGUUUUUAAAAUUUUUCUAUUUUCUGGUUUCAUUCAGGAACCAGCUGUAAAUGAGUUUUAACAACUCAGCAUUCCCAAUCAAAUGAGCCACUGCUGGAUACAUACAUUGAAAGUGUAUGUUUAAAAUUAAUCCAACAAGCAAACUAGAAGAAUUUCUGAAUGUACCUGUUAGUAUUCUUAAUUUCCAAGUCUCUGGAUUUUAUCAGGCCGUCAGUGAGGGAGGUACCCAUUUAACCAAUGAUUAUCUUUUGAGCUCUUUUCUCUAAGGAUGGGCCUUAAUCAGGGUUUGCAAAAUAAAAUGCCUCUAAGGGCCUGACAGAUU